Molecule: messenger RNA, 297 nt
Organism: Paramecium octaurelia
Lineage: Eukaryota; Ciliophora; Oligohymenophorea; Peniculida; Parameciidae
Source: the annotation of a GenBank genome assembly
AUGGCUUUUUAAUAAUUCACUUAUAAGCCUUUGUAUUUCCCUUACCUACUUCCUUUAAAUCUAGAAUUUAAGAAUCAAAAAACUGAUAUUAAAAGAUGGCACAAUUACAAAAGAAGGUUUAUUCGUCACAUUCAUCAAAUUAACAAAGAAUUAUGGACAAUCAUAACACCAUUGAAGAGUUAUUUAAAGACAGAUCAGAGGUCAUUUAAUGCAAGAUAGGAAGGUAAAAUUAAGAUGAACUUUCUAGUAUUAGAAGAAUACAAUCCAUAGUAGGUUGAGAUGAUGAUCCACCGUUGA